AUGGUGAAAAAAUGUUUCGUGCCAGGGUGUAUGAACGAGGCUGGGCAUUCAUGCAAAUGCUCUUCUCCUGAAAUUUUAUUGUGUGGAGAGCAUAUAGGGGAGCAUGUAAACUUGCCUAAUAGAGUUCAUAAUCCUGAAUCACUUUUUAUUCAGCCUUGUGAAGGGACAAAAGAAGUAAUUCUUGAAUUCCUCACAAAAGAAAAUUCAAAAUAUAGUGAGUUGAAAAGAAAAAUUAUAGAUUCCUUUAGCCAGCGUCUUCCCUAUUCAGAGAAAGACUUAGGAGAUUUUAUAAGCAAGUUGGAUUACUACCUAGAUGACAUAAAUGAUUCCUUUGCAAAAAUUUCCCAAGCAUCAAAAUUAUUAGAGUCAGAAGAAGAUCCAAUUUUAGGAUUAUUGACUUUACAACCUCAAGAAGCUAUUGAGAAAGUAAAAUUGAAGACCAUAGCCAGCAGAGAUUGAUACAAUGGUGCAAAGUUGUUUUAUAUAUUCAAUCAAAAGUUAGAGAAUGUAAAUAGAGCCUUCUUUGCUGAAAUAUGUGGAGCAUAUUUAGAACAGAGGAAUAUGCAAAUUACUCCUGAAAUGCAUAAUAAAACCAGCAAGCCCACAAGUAUAGAGUCAGCAAACGUUAAUGAUUCGAUUUCCUUGAUAAUAAAUGAAAAUAGUGAGUGUUUAAAAGGGCCUGAAAAAGAAAACAAGCCAAUAAAAACAACCCCAGAAAAUGAGAUAAGCUUGCUUAAUUUUCAAAUGAGCACUGUUUCUAAUGAUCUCAACAAGCAAACAGAAAGCGCUUCAAACAUCAUAGACACCUUAAGAAAUAAAACAGCUGAGAUUUUGAGUAGACCAAAUAACCCAGAAUUAGAAAUAGAUUUCAGAGCAACUUGCUCAGCAAUUCAGACCGAUUCUUAUGAUCCACCGCUAAUGCAAGCUUACCAAGAUUUUCUUAAUGCUUAUCAACAAAAGACAUCUCUUUAUAAUAUUACAGAAGAAAACAAGAGAACUAAUUUAACUAUUUAUAACACUGAAACUGACACCCAAGAAGUCAAAACCUUGCAGACUCCAGAAUCACUAGACUAUAGCACUUGCAUAACUCAACUUCCAAAUGGCAAACUAUUCUGUUUUGGUUGUACUUAUGAAGAUUCUGGAAUUACAGCGCUAAUUGAUGUGAAUGGUGGAGUCGAAGUGCUGCCAUCUGGAACUCCUUGCUAUUACUCAUCAUGUAUGCUGGUUUUAAAGAUUGAUGAUUGCAUAUGGAUAAUCUUUUGAAGUUGUACAUUGAUGGGAUGAAUAAUAUGAUAUGCUCCCAAAUUGCAGUUCAUCUUCCAAGUAUUGGCAUUUUUAAGAAGAAAUUGCAGAGCAGGAGAGUGCAUAAAAGAUAUAAUAAUUUAUAUCACCCAUUCCAUCUUUUCUCAAGCUAACAGAAAUUUAUAAUUCUAUCUCCCUCUUACAUCUCCCAAAAGCUAAACUCUCUCAGAGAUUGUAAUAAAACAUCAAAUGGCCUAUAUCUAUUUCAACAACAGCGUCUAUUGCUUUGGAGGAUUAGAUUCUGAAGAUAAUAAUGCUUUAACUCUAUCUAGUAGAUUCGAUUUGAAUCAAAAUCGAUGAAUUGAAUUAGCUCCAAUGCCAGAAGCUGAUUAUUGAUGCAAUAGUAUAAUAUUUAAUGGAAAUAUUUUGAUUCCUGGAUAUAAUAGAAACCUUUGGUUAUACUCAAUUGAUAUUGAAUCUUUCUCGACAAUUCCUCAUGAGUUUGCAGGAAGGACAAAAAAGAUCCUGAUAAAUGCAGAGAGACUAUAUUUGAUUGAAUGCCCUGGAUCAAUCUAUGAAAGCGAAGUUGAAAGUUACUCGAAUUGGAGACGAAUAGAAAAAUCAACAUUCUAUUAUCCUAAUCAAGUGUAUUGUUCAUAUAAUAAAGGAGGAAUAUACAUCUCAACUAUGGAGGGAUCAGAUACAGCAUAUUAUUGUUUUAAUUUAGAUCAAAAAAUCAUGAUUGAUGUUGCUUACUAUACGAAGCAUGUUUCACUUAGAAGAAUAGGUAAAAAGAUUGAAGCGAUAAAAUGAAAUAUACAGAAUUCUAAGCUCGAUCCUUAUUUUCUGGAUGAAUUAAAUCUAAAAGGCAAAUCACUAAACUCAUUAGCAGAAAAUCUAGAAGAAAUCGAACGCUGUGACGAAGCAAUCAAGCUCAAACCAAACGAUGCUGGUAAUUACAAUAAUAAAGGCUCAGCUUUUUAUAAGUUAGAAAGAUAUCUAGAAGCAAUCGAAUGUUAUGAUAAAGCUAUCAAACUCAGUCCAAAUGAAGCUAAUUUUUACACUUGAAAAGCCAUUGCUUUUAAUAAAUUAAAAAGACAUCUAGAAGCAAUCGAAUGCUAUGAUAAAGCAAUCGGAUGCUAUGAUGAAGAAAUCGAGCGAGAUGUUUCUUCAAGCAGGAGUAUUGCUGUAUGUUAUAAUGAUAAAGGGACAGCUUUUAUAGAGUUAAAAAGAUAUCUUGAUGCAAUCGAAUGCUUUGACAAAGCAAUCAAAAUCUAUCCAAGUAAUGCUAAUUACUAUAAGAAAGCAUGCUCUUUAAAUAAAUUAGGAAGAUAUCAAGAAGCACUAGAAAGCUACGCUAAAGCAAUCAAAUACAAUUCAAAUAGUGCCCAGUUUUUUAAUGGUAAAGGCAAUACUCUUUAUGUUUUAGAGAAAUAUAAAGAAGCAAUAAAAUGCUAUAAUACGGCAAUCAAACUUGAACGCAAUAAUCCUUUGCAUUUCUGCUGCCGAGCUAGAGUAUUUAAUAAUCUCGGACAAGAAGAAGCGGCUUUGCAGGAUCUUAAAACAGCUUAUAAUUUGAAGCAAGAAAAUCAAGUAAAUGGUGUUUUCACUGGGAAUGAAUGGAAACUUUCUGAAGAGGAUAUCAAUUUUAUUAACGACGCAUUAGACAGAGACCGUAUUGAACUACUCCAAAAAAUGCAGGUUUAA
Blepharisma stoltei is the source of this 2949-nucleotide messenger RNA. The record is from the annotation of a GenBank genome assembly. NCBI's taxonomy places the organism in Eukaryota, Ciliophora, Heterotrichea, Heterotrichida, Blepharismidae.